CAUUACUAGACCUGUUGCUUUUAAUUUAAUUAUAAAAAAAACUUUGAAAUAAACAUUUAUAACUUGAAAUAAUUCCAUCGCACCCAAUUCUGUUUCUAAAAUACUAUUUGCAGUGACAAAGUCACUUACCUAAGACAACUAUUACGAUCACAUAUUAAGCAUUGAACUGCAACGAAGAGCUGUCGACGAAAGAGAAAAUAUAGUUACCAUGUACGCAUUUUUAUUUUUUAUUUUUUUUUUUUUUUACAUUUUUUAAGCAAGUAAAAAGAAUAUCCAGGAAUGAGAUGUGAAGGUGUGAGGACCAUCCAACGAGAGGAGGUGCAUUCUCUCCCAUGGUCUCCGCCCAUAAGAUAAAGAAAAAUGGCAGAAAGGGCAGAAAUGUGGUUUCACAUUUAGAUAUACCAUUAAAGGUAUUUGAACUAGGAUGCGGAAAUACGAAGAAAUCACAACUGAUAUUGAACGAAAUUCUCCAGCAUCAAUCACAUCUUGAUUACUCACCAAAUGAUUUUUCAAAAGAUUUCCUGGUUGAUGUUUGCCAAAAUCUCUGCACCAUUUAUGGCCACCAGCUGAGACUAACCCCAAUGCCCGGUGAUCUGAUGGAUGCUCUUGCAAAGAUAAAAAAUUACCGUGAUCGCAAACUUAUUCUAUGGUUGAGUGGACUGCAAUGUUUUACCAUGGUUAAACAAUUUGAAAUGUUAUCUUCAAUUGCAUCAGUACUGGAGGCAAACGACGCCUGCUUAUUGACAGUAGAUGUAACACAAAGCAGAGAGUUAAUAGAAAAAGCAUACCUGGAUUAUGAUUAUUCAAAGCCCAAUGCAAAGCUUUAUACAAACGGUGUGCAUGUGAUAAAUAGAGAAUUAGGCGGCAACAUCAAUUUGUCACAGUUCAAAUUGGAGGGAAGAUACGUUGAAGACAAAGAUGUGUCUAAAGCAAGCUACAACCAAGUUUGGUUAACGUCGCUCUGUAAACAGUCGUAUCAUUUAGAAAAAGUUGGAAAGACAGUGACUUUUGAAGAAGGGGAAAAACUGUUGCUGUAUGCAGGAAAUGGAAUGAGUCAUAAAUAUACUCAAAAACAGUUAGACCAUUUAUUUGCACGUGCACGAUUACGAAUUAUGAAAAAAUGGGAAAACGAGCACUGUGCAUUGAUACUUUGUAAAAGGAUUUUCUAGCAAUUUCAAGGGAAGCAGAUGGUCGUAUUCAUUUGAGGUCUUAUUUAACUCCCUAAAACAGUGAUUUGUAGCAAGAUAUACAUGUAGAAUGAUCAGAUUUUUACGCCAAGACAUUGAGAUUUUUUUACUGAUAAAAUAAUAGUUUAUGGCAAAAAAAUCGUAUUUUGAAGUUUAAGUUUAUUAAGAUCUGCAGGUAUGUUCCAGAAGGACUAAGAUGCGUCUUAAGUACGUCAUAGGAUACGUCUAGGUUUAAAGUCUGUUUCUCAAAGUUUUCCUAUUUAGGAACCGUCAUAACUUUGUCCUUAAUCUAAAACAUCACUUACCUUGUCCUUAUACCAUCCUAGAGUUGUAAAAACACGUGUUUUGAAUAAUGGGACUGUUGUGAAGCUUUUUCAUCAAACCUUUCUGCAGUUCCAGCAUUUAAAAUCUGACAAAGCUCAAAUUUCUAACCCGGGAGGGGGCAUAGUUUAGUAUAUGAUGUGUGUAUAAUUUUAACAUUAUUAUGUGGACACCGACCCCCCCCCCCCCCCCCAAUACCUACACACUCCGUUACUACAUGCCUGCCUAAGAGCUUAAACAUUUUUGGGGGACAGGCAAAUACUGUCUCUGGCAAAAAAGAAUUAUUCACUUAUUUUUAAACAACUACACUAAGAAAGAUACAUUCAUUUUUUUAUUACUAGCAUUGGCAUUAAAACAUCCUUGAAUAAGUAGUAAAUGUACAUCGGUUUAAUAUAUAAGUCAUGCAUGGUCAUUCUGAAUUUUUAUCACUCUCUUCUGUAAAAUAAUAUUUAUAAAAUUCGUAAUGCUGAAUAGUCUCUAUUUAUACAUUGUAUAUUUUUGAGAUCGAUUGAAAGGUAUUCUUUAUCUUACCUUUAACUGCAUUUUAUAUACUGCAGAUCAAAGGGAAAAUGGCCAUGUUUGUACAUGUAACAGUAAAAUUCUAUAAAAAGAGCGUGCUUUUUAAUUACUUGAAUGAGAACAGCAAAUGUUUUACACAUAAAGAAUGCACAGAUGUUGUUUAAAUAAUUAUUUGCUUGUAAGCCAAAAGCUAUCCUCAUGCUGAUAUAUUUUUAUUAAACUAAACGGCAGUUAUUUUGAAUUCUGGGGAUUUUUUGUUUUGUUAUUGUUUGAACUAAAUUGUUAUUGGUCACUGAAAUAUAUCUAGUAAAUGUACAUGUAUAUGUAUACAAAUUUUAAAUACUGGUUUUAGGCCUAUUGUAUUAUUGACACGUAUAAUUUUCCCUGGCAAAAUGCUUAAUGAUUUAUUCAUGCACAAGUAUGUCAAAUUUUAUAUGUUUGAAUUGAUGAAAAAAAUGAGAUUGAAUUAAGAAGGUUAGGAUAUCCUAACUUAAGAUGUUCUUGAGUUUUCUAAAUAUAUGUCUCAAGUUGAUCUCCUUUAAGGUAGUUGACACUGUACAUGUUCAUCUUUUUUGUAUACCGGAAACGAGAAGGUGUUGAUUUUAUUUACCGAGUAUUUUCUCCUCUAAUUCUUCAUAGAGUCGGUUAUGAUCCACACAUCUCAAUAAACACAGUAUGUGGGGGAUAUCACUAAUGAAUUAUUAUUAUUUUUUUUACAUUACACUGUGUAUUUUUACAGGUAAUAAAUACAUGUUAAUACGACGUAACUUUACGUUUGUUUUUUUAUACAA
Molecule: messenger RNA, 2818 nt
Organism: Magallana angulata
Lineage: Eukaryota; Metazoa; Mollusca; Bivalvia; Ostreida; Ostreidae
Exons: 7
Coding region: 333-1169 (278 amino acids)
Molecular function (GO): methyltransferase activity
Source: RefSeq, a predicted model, not a curated record